AGUCUUUCAUUUCCCAUUUCUAAUUUGCUAAUAAAAACCUAUAUAUCAUCUUUAAAACCACAACUGAAAAGGAACAAGUGCAAAGCAUUGGUGGAGGAAAACAGAAACAAAAAUGGCUAAGGAAGGACUGGGGUUGGAAAUCACGGAGCUGAGGUUGGGUCUCCCUGGAGGCGGCACUGAAAAAAAUGAGAAGAAAAGAGUGUUCUCAGAGAUUUCAGAGGAGGAGGAAAAUGAGAAGAGCAAUGGGCCGCCGGAGUUGCAAAGCAAGAGUCAAGUGGUGGGGUGGCCGCCGGUAUGUUCGUAUAGGAAAAAGAACAGUUUCGGCGAUAAAGAUGGGUCUAAAACAUCAAAAUUUUACGUCAAAGUCAGCAUGGAUGGAGCUCCUUUUCUUCGCAAAAUCGAUCUUGCAUUGCACAAAGGUUACUCUGAUCUUGCUAAGGCUUUGGAGAAGCUGUUUGGAGAGGCGUUAAGGGAUGCAGAGAGCUGUGAGUUCGUUCCCAUAUAUGAGGACAAAGAUGGAGACUGGAUGUUAGCGGGGGACGUUCCUUGGGAGAUGUUUAUUGAAUCGUGUAAGAGGUUGAGAAUCAUGAAAAAAGCGGAUGCCAAGGGAUUCGGAGUACUGCAAUCGAGGGAAGCUCUCAAUGGAACUUUGAAGGAGUGACUAGAAAAGCCGCAUGCACGAAUUAAUGCCCUAGUUGAAGAAUUGCUUAACUAAAGUUUCUUUGAUACUUUGUUAAAAUGUUAAUGAUGGUUAUUAGCUACUUUUGAUUAAUUAAGGAGACAAUAUUUCUUGCUUUAUGUGACAAUACUACUUGAAAUCUACUCUUUUUUUUUAGCUUAUUGUCGAUGUUCAAGGCAUAUUAUGUUAUAGUGUAUUUGGGACUAGAACCCCUAAUUGAUAGGGCAUAAUUUGCUUCCUCGUCAUCAAUUUCAAAUUGUUAUGUGUUAUUUGGUA
Molecule: messenger RNA, 955 nt
Organism: Gossypium raimondii (Peruvian cotton)
Lineage: Eukaryota; Viridiplantae; Streptophyta; Magnoliopsida; Malvales; Malvaceae
Product: auxin-induced protein AUX22
Exons: 3
Coding region: 113-661 (182 amino acids)
Biological process (GO): regulation of DNA-templated transcription
Cellular component (GO): nucleus
Molecular function (GO): protein binding
Source: RefSeq, a predicted model, not a curated record